Rosa chinensis is the source of this 957-nucleotide messenger RNA. Its product is annotated as protein BPS1, chloroplastic. The transcript has a single exon. Gene Ontology annotation, biological process: root development; shoot system development. Lineage: Eukaryota; Viridiplantae; Streptophyta; Magnoliopsida; Rosales; Rosaceae. The record is from RefSeq and is a predicted model, not a curated record. Bases 1 to 957 code for a protein of 318 amino acids.
AUGGUUCUCUUGUUACAAAAGAUUGACAAACUCUACUCAAAGCUGGAGAAUUACCACCACCACCACCACAAUCACAACCAUCAAUCACAAGCCUUAUCAUCUUCUCUGGAGGCUUUUGAAACCCUUGUUUCCAAUUCCUUUAACAAAUUGUUUUCGAGCUCGAAAUCAGCAGGAUCUGAAGUUCCAUCAUUUCCAUGGAUCCAGCAGUGUUUUGAGCUCAUACCCAUCAUCAACAAUGGUUUUGCAAAGCUAGUUGUGGCCAUAGACUAUCCCAUGACUAAAUGGGAAGCUGAUUCUGUGGAAGAGUAUCUCAAAUACACCUUGAAUUUGCUAGAGUUGUGCAACUCCAUCACUUGCUCUCUUUCUCAUCUUGGGAAAGAGAGGCUUUCACUGUCUCAUGGUUUGAAUCUUGUGGAGAGUUCAUCACCUUCUUUGGCUGUGGAGCAUCUGAGACAAAUUCAAGUCCAACCAAAGAGUUUGAGCAAGGAUUUCAGAUUCCAAGGAAAUGAAGAACAUGGGAAAGAAAGGUUUCCUAUUACCAAGAAAUCAGUUAUUCAUCAAGCUUUGGUGGUUAUGGAGGGGAUGGUGUUUUGGGUAUGUGGGAUUUUGAUGACUGUUUUGGAUGGGGAUUCCAAGCCAUACUUGGAGAUGAGAAAAUCUGGUGGAAGGUUAGUAAGUUCAUUGAUUUCUGGGUUGGAUUUGAGUGUGGGUGAAGUAAUUGUGGAGAGAAGAGGCAUGUUGAAAGAGGUGAAAGAGAUUAAUGACUCGGUUGCAGCCCUUGUUUCUGCUAUUGGGAUUGGGAAAAGGAGUAAAGCAGAAGCUGAGGAAUUACAAAGAAGAUUAGAGGUGUUUGAGAAGAUGGUGGAGGGUUUGGGAAAAGAGGUGGAUUGUCUUUUCAAUAAGGUUUUGGCUGGAAGAAAUCAACUGCUCAAUGGAUUUCAACACCAAAAGCAUUAG